AUGAAGGCAAUCCAGAUCAAAGAGUUCAAUGCGCCCUACUCUGUGUCAGAAGUAGACAAGCCCGAACCCAAACCUCACCAACUUCUGAUUCAGAUCAAGGCUGGUGGUUUCUGCCACACUGAUUGCAUGGCUCUUGCAGGAGAAUUUGGCUCAAAACUACCAUUUAUCGGAUCCCACGAACCAACUGGUGUUGUUGUGGAAGUUGGUUCUGAGGUUGAGGGUUUUGCCGAAGGUGAUCGUGUGGGAUGUCUCAACUUUGAUAGCUGUUGUGGCAAGUAUUGCUUACUAAAGGAGUAUUGGGACGCUCGCUUUGCAGUAAAAUUACCUGAUGCACUCAAAUUUCCUACUGCGGCUUGCAUGAUGUGCGCAGGUGCAACCAUAUACGGAGGGAUCAAGAACGCCAAGGUUCCAGCUGGAGGCUCAAUUGGCAUCAUCGGCAUUGGUGGUUUGGGACAUAUCGGAACCCAAUUAGCAAAAGCAAUGGGCUACCAAGUAGCUGCUAUCGACGCCAAGAAAGACACCUUGGAUCUCGUGUCAUCCUACACCCUCAAGCCCGACGUUUGCAUUCUUGCGUCUGACCCUCCAGAAUAUUCUAUCAAGAAAAUCACAGACGUCAUCAAAAGCGAUUAUCCAGGCCUCGAUGCUGUAGUCAUCGCAACAGACGCACCCCCAGCAUUUGAUCUCGCCGCUCAACUUACGCGCAAACACGGCACGAUGGUCCUUCUAGGCCAACCCGAAAAGGGCAUCACGCUAUCUUAUCAAAAUAUAAUUUUUCGGGAUAUAAAGCUGGUGGGAUCUCUACUUGCUGAUCGUCCUGUGCUGGAAGAGCUCUUGAAGCUGGUUGUGGAGCAUGAUAUCCAGGUCAAGAUUAAGGAAUGGAAGAUUGAAGAUGCUGAGAAGAUGAGGCAGGAAUAUUUGACGGGUAAGAACAGCCGUAAGAAUGUCAUUGUAUUCUAG
Molecule: messenger RNA, 957 nt
Organism: Fusarium pseudograminearum CS3096
Lineage: Eukaryota; Fungi; Ascomycota; Sordariomycetes; Hypocreales; Nectriaceae
Exons: 3
Coding region: 1-957 (318 amino acids)
Molecular function (GO): oxidoreductase activity
Source: RefSeq, a predicted model, not a curated record